Messenger RNA from Aspergillus luchuensis, 1350 nucleotides. RefSeq lists its product as uncharacterized. The transcript is spliced from 3 exons. The record is from RefSeq and is a predicted model, not a curated record. Gene Ontology annotation, molecular function: monooxygenase activity; FAD binding. Bases 1 to 1350 code for a protein of 449 amino acids. Lineage: Eukaryota; Fungi; Ascomycota; Eurotiomycetes; Eurotiales; Aspergillaceae. Gene Ontology annotation, biological process: secondary metabolite biosynthetic process.
AUGGACACCUAUAAAGACACCUUUCAGCUUCCCCGCAUCAAGGGCCAACCCCUGCAUGUCCUCAUCGUCGGCGCCGGCAUCGCAGGCCUUUCCGCCGCCCUGGCGAUACAUAAAACCGGCCACAAAGUGACCAUCCUCGAGCGGGUGCGGGAAAUCGCCGAGGUCGGGGCGGGCAUCCAGAUGGCGCCGAACGCAGCGCGGAUUCUCGGUCGCUUGGGUCUACUGGAGAAGGUCAUGGAGAAGGCGAACGUGUUGGAGAUGAAUUCUCUCCGACGGUAUAAGAAUGAUGAGGAACUGGGGAAGGCGGAGUUGAUGCCUUCUGUCGGAGAAAAGUAUCACGCCCCCCUUGCCGUCAUCCAUCGCGGCGACCUGCAAAGUAUCCUGCUUGAGGCGGUACGGUCGGAAAAUAUUCCCAUUCGAACUGACUCGCGGGUCGUAUGUGCGGCGCCUGAUUUCUCCGCUCGCGUGCAGCUUCAUACCGGGGAAUGGGUAUCCGGGGAUGUUGUUAUCGGGGCGGAUGGGAUCAAGUCCGAUCUGCGACACCAGAUGGCGGCGCAACAUGGCGUGAAGGAUAUUUGUCAGCCGACCGGGGAUGCGGCGUACCGGAUCCAGAUCCCUGAGGAUAAAAUGAAGGGGGAUCCGCGGGCGCGGGAGUUACUGAAGAAGAAUGUUGGGAUGCGGUGGAUGGGACCGGGAGGCCAUAUUAUGGCGUAUCCGAUGAAAAACAAUACCGUGUAUAAUAUGGUGUUGUUGCAUCCGCAGAAAGAAGGCGCGGAGACGGAGGAAAGCUGGACGAAUAAGGGAGAUAAACGGGAGAUGGAGGAAUUUUAUUCCGAGUGGAAUGGACUCGUUCGCGAUUUAUUGAGUUAUGUUCCGGAUGGGGAGGUGAUGGAGUGGACGCUGAACUCGCAUUUCCCGCUGCCGACGUGGAUUGAGAAUCGCGUGGUUCUGAUGGGCGAUGCGUGCCAUCCUAUGCUGCCGUAUGUGGCGCAGGGAGCGGCGCAGGCGAUCGAAGAUGCUGGGGUGCUCGGGUGUGUAUUGGCCUUGACGGACGAUAUCGAUAGCGCGUUGGCGGUUUAUGAGCGGGUACGAAAGGAUCGCGCCGAACAGAUUCAGAAGAGUGCGGCAGUGACCCGGAAAGCGCUGCAUUUGCCGGAUGGCGAGGAACAGCGCAAGCGCGACGAGGCUAUUCGCGGCCCUGGGAAGAAUCCGGAUCUUUGGGCGGAUAAAUCCUGGCAGGAUUUCAUGUGGGGUACAGAUGUCAUGAGGGAGACCGUCGAUAACUUCGACGAUUUGGUUGCUCGCAGUCACGGAUACCAUCCACAUGCGUUGAAUGCGGUGGCUUAUUAG